AUGCUUUCCACCUACACCGCCGCGAAGCAAGAACCUGAAAGUGCUUUCGACUUGAAAUGCCGGAAUUGGCUUGAAGCGAAACACGCUGAGGCUGCAAAACUUGUCGAAGAAUAUCGCAAGCAGUGUUCAAACCCGAAUACUCCUGUUCCCCCUCCACCGCGUCUUGUUAAAGUUAUCAAAUCGAAAACUCCUACCACAUUUAACCCCACCAUCACCUCGAGGAGAAUAGCUGCAGAUGCAGUUUAUCCACGGAAUGAGACCACUGCAAAUUUUGAACAGUCACAAGUGAGUCGUGCCAAUGACUUGCUUAUGCUCCAAAGACUGAUUCCCGAAACAGCUUGGAUGAGAGAAACAUUGGAUUUUGGUUACAAAAUUCGAGAUUUAGAGAAGUGGAAGAAUAAGAUUUUGGAAUCGAUGAGCGUAGAUGCUCCUAUGCUUCCCAAGAUGGAUCGGAAUCAAACCAUUGUUGAUGGGACUGAUAAGGACAGUGAGGUUCCAGAAUCGAAUGCUGCUGUUGUUGGUGAAAUUGGUAACGCUACAGGAAUCUUGAUAGAAAAAAAUUUGGAACCUGACAACAACGAACCACCUGUGCUUGACAAUGGAGAACCUACUAGUAAUCGUGCACAUAUUACAGAUGCCACAAAUGAAAUUGAUGGAGAGGAUGUCUUAAGUCCCAUUGGUGCAGAUAGUGUAUGGAUUACUGGAGAAUGCAUUGCUGCUGAAGAGGCUCUUUUGAAAGAAUUGGAGAAUUUACUGAAAAAACCAGAGCUUAAAACUGAGGCAGUCGGUGAUUGUGCACAUACUACGGGUGACUCAAAUGAAAUUGAAAGAGGAGGUACUGUACCUUCCAAUGGUGCAAAUGUUGAAUGUGCUGCAGAAAAUUUAGAAAUCACCCAUGAACAUUCCGUUGGAAGAUUAGUUUCCAAUAUCGAUUCUCCCGUAAGUAAUGAAAAUAAAUUAGCCCCGAACAGUGCAGUGUGGCCCAAUUGGGGAAAGCACUUGAAACCGAAAUGGUCAGAAUUCACUGAUACUUUGAGAACCAAGUUUGCGUCAAAGAACAGAGGAAGCAGUGUCGAUGAAAUGCCAGAAAUGAGAAACGCUGGCAAACCUGCUGUCACUCUGAGACCUCGAUUGAAUAAGAGGGUUAAAGCUUUGUUCUUGAAAAGGGGAAAAAGAUCCAAGCUUGUUUCCAAUGGUGAUAAAUCUGUGUUAUUUGAAGCCGAAGUUUACUACCAAGGUGGUUCAGAAGAAGAAGCGCAAGAAUUGAUCACUGCUGGUGGUGCUAAGCCUGUUGAGCCUGUUGAGCCUGUUGAGCCUGUUGAGCCUGUCGAGCCUGUUGAGCCUGUUGAGCCUGUUGAGCCUGUUGAGCCUGUUGAGCCUGUUGAGCCUGUUGAGCCUGUUGAGCCUGUUGAGCCUGUUGAGCCUGUUGAGCCUGUUGAAGCUAAUGACUCCGAUGAUGUUGCUGGUACUAUUGACCCAGAUGUGAAAAGUGAGGCCAUAAACGUGCCAAGGACCAAUGUUGUUGAAGGUCCACUCCAGAUUCGGAAUUCAGAAGAUGCUAUUGCUGCUGCCUUUGAUUAUUUUGAUAGGUGUCAUGGCGAAGUGAACGGGAAUGUGACAACUAAAAAUAAUGCAGUGCCAAAUAGUGACCAUUUAGAACAACUGUGUCCAAUUGGAGAUCCCGAGGAAGCUGUUGAAUCUGAAGCUCCACUUCUUUAUAAUUGUCGCAAUAGUGGAGCUGACUGUCAUGUGACAUCUGAAGGUGAUGAUGCACCAAGUUUCCAGCAUGAAGAAGUACCAGUUGAAAAUGAACACCUUGAAAACUCUGCUGCUGGAGCCUCAGUUAGUGAUCCUUUGUCAUUAGAAGCUCAUAAUGGAAAACCUAGCAGACAGGACCUUACCCCACUGAAGACCAAGAAACUUAAAGUCAAGAUGUUCUUUAGGAAACUUGUCGAGCUGUUGAAAAAUCAUUGGCGUGCUGUGGAUAGGGCCCUGAAAUCCAUCAACAUUGAAACUCCUGAUACUGGACUGGGCAACGAAGGUGCAACUAGAGGUGCGAAAGAUGCUUCCAAGAAACUGAAACGCCGCAGUUGUAAAAAGAGAAAACGUGGUAAGCGAUCAUCAUCAAGCGCUAAUGUGCCAAGUCUGAGAGAACCAGUCGUGAAUGAUGUAUACACCAAUAGUGAUGAAGCGACUCCCAGGUUUGGUCAAGAGUUUUGUGCCAUUUGGAAUGUGGAUGAUCGUGUUUCGGAGGAAGUUACUGAUCGUGUCCGCGAACAUGAAAACCAGGUUGUGAAUGAUGAUCCCGGUAAUGCUGCUAUUGAGAGUGCUCGUGUUUCUAAUGAAGAAGCGGAACAAAAGAGUAUUGACGUGGUCCAUCCAGCUCUGAAUUCCGAUGUUGGCAGGUUUGAUGUUGAAAAUGCAAUGCUACCAAAUUCGGCAAUUAAUGGAGUUGACGAAGAGAACCCAACUCCGAUUGAUGAGAUAAAUGUUUCUGGCGUUGAUUCUGUUCAUGCUGUUGCUGAACCUCAUUCCAAAGAGGAAAAUCCAGAAGAUUUUACUAAUUAUCGCCCCGCAUCAAGUAAUGGGACUUUAGAAAUUGAUCCAUUGGAUAGCCAGUUCUUUGGUGCUCGUGGAUGGCUCCCUAUGGAGAAGGAAAAGCAAAGGGAGCGUAUGAGGAGCAAACUUGGAGAAGUGAGGAUGAUGAUUGCACGUGUACUCAAGCGUGGUUCAAAGUCAAAGAGAGAUAAAGAGAUUGACGAGGGCUACCAAGCUAAGCUUCGAAGAACUGAACCUCCAGGUCAUUGGGUUGCACACCCUGGAAGGGGUUUAAUUUGGACGGUUGAAGGUGCUGAUGAGAACUCAAGAACAACAGAGGUUGCAAAUGAAGGAAACUAG
Lodderomyces parapsilosis is the source of this 2898-nucleotide messenger RNA. RefSeq lists its product as uncharacterized. The transcript has a single exon. Bases 1 to 2898 code for a protein of 965 amino acids. Lineage: Eukaryota; Fungi; Ascomycota; Pichiomycetes; Serinales; Debaryomycetaceae. The record is from RefSeq and is a predicted model, not a curated record.